Ambispora leptoticha is the source of this 414-nucleotide messenger RNA. Lineage: Eukaryota; Fungi; Glomeromycota; Glomeromycetes; Archaeosporales; Ambisporaceae. The record is from the annotation of a GenBank genome assembly.
AUGAAGUAUGGAAAGCACUAUCAAUCGUCAGUUUCAAAAAUUCUUUGUGAAAAGCAACGAAAAAAAAAUUUUACCGUUUUGAGAAAAUAUGGACGAAUCGAGAAAGAAAUACGGAACAAACGAUUUCGUGAAGAAUAUCAAGAGCUGGAAGAGCAAAUCAAUGACGAAGAACCGUGUGAUGUACAUGCAUAUAACGAUUAUGAUGAUGACGAGGAUGCGAACCUAUAUUCUGAUAAUGAUGGCAAAACAUGUGGUGAUUCAAGCCAAUAUUCUGAAAACGAUGACGAAACAUACGAGGAUUCAAGCCAAUAUUCUAAUGACAAUGGCGAAACAUACGAUUCGAAUCAAUAUUCUGAUAACGAUGGAUAUUCGGACGAUGAGGGAUCUCAGUACAACUUUUGCAUAAUAUUUUAA